Messenger RNA from Triticum turgidum subsp. durum (durum wheat), 432 nucleotides. The record is from the annotation of a GenBank genome assembly. NCBI's taxonomy places the organism in Eukaryota, Viridiplantae, Streptophyta, Magnoliopsida, Poales, Poaceae.
AUGACGGAGUCGAUGGUGCGGAACAAGCCGGGGAUGGCGAGCGUCAAGGACAUGCCGGUGCUGCAGGACGGGCCGCCGCCCGGCGGGUUCGCGCCCGUGCGCUACGCGCGCCGCAUCCCCAACAAGGGCCCCAGCGCCAUCGCCCUCUUCCUCACCACCUUCGGCGCCUUCUCCUGGGGCAUGUACCAGGUCGGGCAGGGGAACAAGGUCCGCCGUGCACUGAAGGAGGAGAAAAUCGCUGCCCGUAGUGCUAUACUGCCGAUGCUCCAAGCUGAAGAGGAUGAAAGAUUUGUCAAAGAAUGGAAGAAGUAUCUUGAGGAGGAAGCGAGGAUCAUGAAAAAUGUUCCUGGAUGGAAAGUCGGUGAGAGCGUGUACAAUUCUGGGAAAUGGAUGCCUCCUGCAACCGGUGAGCUGCGUCCAGAGGUUUGGUAA